GUAUGACCACAAGCAUAGUCCCACCUACUCGACACAGCAAAACUGGUUGGAAGCUAAAUUUACUGGUUUCUUUUUACAAAUACACGGUUUCUCUUCGGAUUGCUCAGAUUGAUCGUUGCAACAGUAACAGUAAACGUAUCAUCAAAUCGUCAAUGUUACUUUUUAAACAGCGUUCCCCCUUUUGCAUACGGAGGCACCCCUUCUCUUCACGUAAGAGUGCGACGAGAGCAUGAGAAUAUUGCAAGGACUUUCAUGGAAAAUGCAUUCCAUGUGUUCACUGUAAAAUUGUCCUUUCUAGAGUGGCAAGUAAAGACACUUUGACAUUGUCUCUGAGACUUUUACGGAUUCUCUAUAUUCUUUUAAUCAUCUCUUUUGAAAUGAUAUUGGUAUUUCAGUAUAUUUUGCAACUCAUUGUUUUGUGGUACUUUAUUGUUUAACCUUUAAUCUUUCAAAGUGGACCGCACCUCCACACGAUGGCCACUGAUAAACCAGACCCCUACAUCUUCAGCACAGAUACAUUACCCAAUGACCCCCGCUACCUACCUCCACUGGCCAAUGGGCUGCUUGGCUGGACAGUGUAUAACAAAAUCAUGCACAUGGGUGGAGUGUAUAAUGGCGAAGGUGGGGACUGUCACCGGGCAGAUGUUCCUUGCCCCCUUGCUUUGACGAUGGAGACAGAGGAGCAAAGCAGGCACACCUACACCCUUAACACCCGAACAGGUGUGUUCACACAUUCGUUAAGCACUGCUAGCAUCACUGCUUCACAGUCUUUCUAUGCUCAUCGGCACCAUACCAACCUGUUGGUCAUGGAGAUUUUGCUGGUGCGUCAGGAAGCCUCACAGGAAUCAGUCACGGUGAAGCUGAAAAGUUCAUACACACCUCACAGUAAAGACAUUAUCUUCCAGUCUGCACCAGACUAUAAAGGUGGGAGGCACAUCCAUGGACAGACCACCACUGCUGAGGUCCCUAAAGGCACAUGUACCAGUGUACACAUGAUAUGGACCCCUACGGUGCCCUCUCUGACCUUACAACCGGAGCAGAGUCAGUCUCGCUGGGGGUUCAUUGUAGCAUUGUCCAACAGUGCAGAGGGGGCCGAGGCACAUUAUGACAGAGGUCUGGAGAUGAUGGCAUUUGGGGACCUUCGUCCUUCCCACCAGCGGGCCUGGGAGGAGCUAUGGGCGGACAGCUUGGUGGAGCUAACUGGACCUGAUACACUUAGUAGAGCCCUGAUUGGCUGCAUGUUCUACCUAAUCAGUGCCUUCCCUUACCUACAUGAGGCCUCUAACUUUGGAGGGGUCAGUCCUGGAGGUCUGUCUAAUGGAGGGGAGGGGCAGGACUACUGGGGUCACGUGUUCUGGGACCAGGACACAUGGAUGUAUCCCAGUAUUGCUCUCUUCUACCCUAAGUUCGCCCGGGCUGUGCUGGAGUACAGGGUGAGCACAGUGGACGGGGCCAGAGACAAUGCAGAGAAGCAGGGAUACAAGAUGGUAUCCCAACAGGGACUCAAGUUCCCGUGGGAGAGUGCUGUGUCAGGAAGAGAGGUUUGUCCCGAGGACAUCUAUGGAAAACAGGAAAUCCAUAUCAAUGGAGAUAUCACCCUUGCUUUCCAACACUACCUUUACCUCACACAGGAUCUGUCCAUGUUCACUGAGGGCCGAGGCAGUGAGGUGAUUUGGGGGGUGGCAGAUUACUGGGUUUCUAGAGUAACCUGGAGCUCAGAAGAAGAGAACUAUCACAUCUUGGGUGUCAUGCCACCUGAUGAGUAUUACUACGAUGUCAACAACUCUGUGUACACUAACACAGUGGCCAAAUUCAGUCUCCAGUUUGCUGUGGAGUUGGCUGGUCUGCUCAACUACCCAGCGCCCCCAGAGUGGCAGCAGAUAGCUGACCAAAUCAAAAUUCCAUUUGACCCAGAAAUUAAAUAUCACCCUGAAUUUGAUGGCUAUAAGAAAGGUCACCCAGUGAAGCAGGCAGACACAGUGAUGUUGGGUUAUCCUCUGGGCCUGCCAAUGACUCCAGAAGUCAGAAGGAAUGACCUGGAGUUAUAUGAGGCUGUCACAGAUCCCCAUGGUCCUGCCAUGACAUGGAGUAUGUUUGCAGUAGGUUGGCUGGAGCUGGGAGAGGCUGAGAAAGCUCAACAAGAACUUCAGAAAUGCUUCAAAAAUAUCCAGGGCCCAUUCCAGGUAUGGAGUGAGUCAACAGAUGGUUCUGGUGCAGUAAACUUUCUCACAGGCAUGGGGGGAUUUCUGCAAGCUGUGCUGUUUGGCUAUACUGGCUUCAGAGUACAGAAGGAUUGUCUCGCCUUUGCCCCACUCCUGCCCAAUGACAUAUCUCAGCUUUGUUUAAGGGGUGUAAGUUACCUUGGUGCUAAGAUGGACUGGUUGGUUAGGGCACAGGAAGUGUGCAUUAUUCUGAGGGAACAGGAAGAUGCCAAACCCUGUCCUCUGCAGGUCAUUCUGAAAUCCUCAGGAACCAAAAUCCCUCUCAUACCAGGAAAACCAGUGACUUUUCCUCAAGAGGCGGGGGAAAUCUGUAGACUGGACUCAACGUUGUCUUGUGGGCCAAACUGAGGAAUGUACUGUAUUUAUACUGUGUUUAUUUGAUAGUAGGGAGUGUGCACUUAAAUGCGACAAAACCGCUGUAGUCCAUGUCUUCAUGUUUUUUUUAUACACUUUGAUACAAUCUACAUUAUAAAAACAGGAAUGCAUUUUAUUCCUAAUAUGAUACUAUAAUAAAUUGUGCUUGAAA
This is a messenger RNA of Hypomesus transpacificus, 2748 nucleotides long. RefSeq names its product protein-glucosylgalactosylhydroxylysine glucosidase (gene pgghg). Gene Ontology annotation, molecular function: catalytic activity. Bases 474 to 2570 code for a protein of 698 amino acids. The transcript has 14 exons. Lineage: Eukaryota; Metazoa; Chordata; Actinopteri; Osmeriformes; Osmeridae. Gene Ontology annotation, biological process: carbohydrate metabolic process. The record is from RefSeq and is a predicted model, not a curated record.